AAUCUCAUUCUGCAUAAUUUGAAGUUUUGAACCCUUCUUCAGUUCUACACAGACGAAGGUGAGAAAGCUAAAUUCAGCUAAAUUAUAGAAAAAUGGAAAACGGCAGCGUUAGUAAAGUGAUACCGGAAUCAGUAAUGGAGGCAGUGAAUAGAACUCGUAGCAACAUCGAUGAAGUGCAGGCCAAUUUGGAGGUGCUGUUAUCUUACUGUGACACAGAAACCCUUUCAACCAUGGAGCCUCUCGAUAGGGCCCAAUCCCUCUUAUUGAUUGCCAAAACAACAACCAUUCUCUUUGCUUUGAGGCUAAGAUGCAAAGGUGUUGAUCCAGAUGAUCAUCCUGUGAAAAAAGAGUUUGGGAGACUGAGCUUGUACCAAGCGAAACUGCAGCGCUGCAUUGACUUGAGCAAAGCUCCAUUGCGACCCUCGACAACCAUUAACACCCCCGCAGCAGCACGAUUUAUUGAGCAUUCACUUCCUGAUCUUUCCUCUGAACAGAAGCAAAACAUGCGGGGAAUUAGUCGUGGGGAGGGCAAUGGAUUCAAGUAUGUGAACAGAAAUCUGCAGAAGAAGAGAAAAUAUCAGUCAUCCGAGAAGCAAUCUAUUCCUUCUGUUUCUCAGGGAUUUCUGGAGAAAGCAGCACAUGAGCUUCUUGGUGAUAAUAAAAAUGGUGUUAAGGGACCAUUACAACCUGUGGAUUCAUAUGAUGAUGCCGUACUUCUGGACUGAUCCUAUGGUUCCAUUGAUCAUGUGGGCCAGCAUUUUCAAUUCAAAUCCAAGGAAGGUCAGACGUAUUCAACUGAUUGCAGAUGGCGGACGACCUCAGCAAAUGUGUACAGCCCCCGUUUGGAAUGAAUACCCAUCGUACCAGCCUGUCUGAUGAGGUUGCCGUCCUCCACCAGUUCAAGGUCCAUUUAGUUGUUUUAUAGCUGUUUGCUUGCGAUUGUAAGUAAAGUAUUUAGUUGCAGUCAGUCCUCCACUAGUUCCAAGGUUCAUUGUUUGACUAGAACGUGUUGGAAUCUUCUUUCACCUUUUCGAACCCAAUCAAGCUCUGGUUUAAGAAAUGUGCGACUUUGAGCUGUGAAAGAUUGUAUUUUGAUGUAAGGGUGGAAUAUAUACGAUGUUUGUGCUUCUUUGA
This is a messenger RNA of Salvia splendens (bonfire salvia), 1134 nucleotides long. RefSeq names its product nuclear nucleic acid-binding protein C1D. The record is from RefSeq and is a predicted model, not a curated record. NCBI's taxonomy places the organism in Eukaryota, Viridiplantae, Streptophyta, Magnoliopsida, Lamiales, Lamiaceae. Bases 93 to 725 code for a protein of 210 amino acids. Gene Ontology annotation, cellular component: exosome (RNase complex); nucleolus. Gene Ontology annotation, biological process: regulation of gene expression; maturation of 5.8S rRNA. The transcript has 6 exons. Gene Ontology annotation, molecular function: DNA binding; RNA binding.